AUGAAAAAACCUACUGCAUCUUGUUCAACAUCCAAAAGAUCCUUCAAAACCAUGAACAACAAUAACCAAGACAUGUUCUCAAUGCUCUCAAGCCAUCUUCUCGUCCUUAUUGUUAGUUAUUUGCCUCUCAAAGAAGCAGCAAGAACAAGCAUCCUGUCCAAGCAGUGGCGCGACAUUUGGCGUCAGACCACAAAUUUAGAGUUCCAUGAGAAAUCCUUUGUAAAUCUUAAAGAAACUAAUGAGAACCAAAGAAUUCAAAGGAGUUCUUUCUUUGACUUCAUCAGGCGGUUACUUGCAAGCUAUCCAAAAAAGGAUAUUCAGAAAUUUUCAUUAGCUUGUUCAAAACCAAAGGAUUUCCUUAUAGACAUACAAAACUUUGUCAUUUUCGCCAUUUCAAGAAAUGUGAGGGAGUUAGAACUCGACUUCUCUGAUCCUACCUGGAAAGAAGUUGACGAUCUUGAUAAUCAUCCAGCAAUAGUUGAAUUGCCUUCCCAGGUUUAUCAACAUGUGGGUCUUGAGACAUUGAAAUUAUUCUCAUGCAAUUUUGAUGCAUCUAGGCUCAACAAUUUUCCGAACUUGAAAAGGGUUUCUUUGGGGUGGCUAGAAAUAAAUGUAGUUUCAUUCAAGGCCUUGUUAUUGAGAUUCCCUCUACUAGAGAGUUUUAAUUUAAAGAAGGUUGCAUCACUUCGAGAUUUGUAUACGAAAACUCAAGCCUAA
Hevea brasiliensis (rubber tree) is the source of this 717-nucleotide messenger RNA. RefSeq names its product putative F-box protein At3g29830. Gene Ontology annotation, molecular function: protein binding. The record is from RefSeq and is a predicted model, not a curated record. Lineage: Eukaryota; Viridiplantae; Streptophyta; Magnoliopsida; Malpighiales; Euphorbiaceae. The coding region runs from base 1 to 717 and encodes 238 amino acids. The transcript has a single exon.